Messenger RNA from Patella vulgata (common limpet), 2602 nucleotides. Its product is annotated as tetraspanin-33. Gene Ontology annotation, biological process: protein localization to plasma membrane; protein maturation; regulation of vascular endothelial growth factor signaling pathway. Lineage: Eukaryota; Metazoa; Mollusca; Gastropoda; Patellidae. The transcript is spliced from 7 exons. Gene Ontology annotation, cellular component: membrane. The coding region runs from base 378 to 1241 and encodes 287 amino acids. The record is from RefSeq and is a predicted model, not a curated record.
GGUUUGUUAUCUUUCACCUGGCUGAGAGCAGACGAUAGUUAGUUGGCGGUUCAUGACGUUUUGUUGUCUGUUGGGUUAUUAUGACCAAGUCAGAUCUAUUGAAAGGAUAAAAUUAUAUCGCGGAUUGUUGUUGAUAAAUCUAUUCACCGGAGUUGGGUCCGGGUUUAUAAUCCGUGACUGCGUCGAUCGUUUUGAUAGAAGUUUGUUAAAUUUAUUCAGUGGAAGUUUGACUGGCCGAGGAACAGCGAACAGUGUUUAGUGAUAAGCUUUGGUAAGGUGAUUUAUAUAUCCUAAAUAGGAUAAAAAUUGAACUCGGGGUGGCAAGGCAAUGGAGUAAUAUAGCAGUUUGAAGAUUGUACUUUUAUAAUCGGCAUAAAAUGACCCAAAUGGACAGUCCUCGCAGACGACUAACCAGACGUGAGAGGAGUGAAGUCAACAUUUGUGUCAAAUAUCUGCUAUUCUUUGAAAACUUUAUAGCAUGGCUGGUUGGUUUGAUAUGUCUAUCUCUUGGUGCCUAUAUCCUGGUAUUAAAGAAGAAAGUUAUACGUGAUGCUAUUGAUUUUAUUCUUGAUCCGGCCUGUGUCAUUACUGUAGCAGGUGCUCUCAUGUUCCUUCUCGCAUUCUUUGGUUGUAUGGGUGCCUUGAGAGAAAAUACAACCUUUUUAAAAAUUUUUUAUUACAUAACGACUCUAUGUUUAUUGGGAGAGAUCGUACUGGCUAUUCUCGCCUUCAUAUUUUAUUACGCACCUAAUGUUCGAGACCAAAUGAAUCUAUUUCCGGAAAAAACUUUUAAAGAUGCCAUUGUGAAAUAUCGAGAUGACCCGGAUAUGCAGAAUUUAAUUGACAGCUUUCAGCAGUCGCUGGGUUGUUGUGGUUUAUCUAAUAAUGAUGAAGGGUAUAAAGAUUGGUUAACCAAUCUAUAUUUUAACUGCUCGUCAGAGAAUAAAAGUCCUGAAAGAUGUUCUGUGCCGCCAUCUUGCUGUAAAUUAGAGCCAGGAGAGAAGAUUAAUUUAUUAUGUGGUGGAAACGUUUUAAAAUUAACAGACAAUAAAAUUCAGGAGAAUGAUAUAAGUAAUAUAUAUACCAAAGGUUGUCUGAAGGCUGUUGGGGAUUGGAUAAAUACACAUUCACUUGUUAUAGGUGGCGCUGCACUAGGUGUUCUAUUACCUCAGAUUUUUAUCAUUUGUAUGUCGAGGAAUUUGAUAGACCAAGUAAAGGCACAGAAGUCAAAAUGGAGAUAAUGCGACACAAUUAAAACCAUAAUUAUCAUUUUAAAUAUUUCAUAAUAUUUAACCAAAUUGAAGAUAAUACGACCCAAUUGGAACGCAAAUAUCAUUUUACGAAUUCCAUAAUAUUUUAUUCAAAAUGAAGCAAUCAUUUUACGAAUUUCAUAACGUUUUAACCAAAUUGGAGCCAGGAUCCUUUGAUUUGUGAAACAAUUAUUUUAAAUAUUUUAAUUAUAAAUGACGUCAGUAUUUCCUGAAAGGACCAGCUUUUUUUAGUAUUUUAGUAUUUUAGUGGGAAAAGCGUUAAUUCGGUAUAGUUGGAAUUCGACACAAUCUUCGUCGAUUCCCGUUGACUGGCGAUUCCCAGGCGGAUUCUGUGAUCUUCAAAGCACAAAUGGAUGAUUUUAUACAUCCGCCAUUAGAUCGAUCACGUGAUAACCAAAACUAACACGUGAUAGUAAAUUGACGAGGGAUUGAUUUAAGUGAUCCGCUAUCGCACUGUGGACAUAUUGACUCGAAACAUACCUUGGUUAUGCCAAUAGCCUCCAUUGUUACCUUGAAGUUUGGUUGUUUAGAGUGGAACGGUAACAUACAUUUGAAUACUUACAAGACACCGAGGCGAUCUCUGAAAUAAGACUGCAAUCUUCAUAUGUUUAACAUCGAUUACAAUACAUCCGGGUUGUUUUGUCUAAUAAUACGUAGACAACAGAUGAAAUCAACCAUCUUACCCCAGUCCUCGUUCCAGCAUAACCAUGAAUACCAAAAACGGCGUGGGUUUGUUAACAAUAUCACUCUAGGUAGUCACGGACGUUAAUUCCUGAGUCAGAGAGAGAGAGAUAAUUUGGUUUGUUCUGUACUUGGAGAUGACUGUUAACGGUAUAUUGGUCUAGCUUAAUUCAGGGUAAAAGGUUAAUAAAAUGAAUGAAAUUGGUUAUAGUUUAACGUCCUACUUUUCUGCACCAACCGGGCUAAUGAAGACCGGUAUACGCCUUGUAGUUUAAAAUGAAAGAAUUACCACCUACUCUUCGUGAAAUUCCCAAUACACUGCAAUAUCGGUAAUCACUAUAAUUUUAGUAAAUGAAAUGGGGUUUAACGUCCUACGUUUUUGCACCAACCGCGCUAUUGAAGACGGGACAUAUAAAUAACACCGUAUGUAUAUUAUUGUGAUUAUAAUCUAUAUAAAUAUUACAACGAAAUCACUAGAUCUUAUGUAUGAUUGUCUAAUGUGUUCUGAUGGAAUAUUUUACAAUGUUUUGUUUUAGCUCAAACAUUCCUAAUGAUAAUAAAAUAUAUUUAUAUAUUAUUUUUUACAAAUGUUUGUUAAUUGUAUUUAUGUAUAUUGCUGGUGAUUUUAUAAACCUGAUUUUACACAUUUA